AUGCUGCUGGUCCGCCAUUUCAUGUGUGCAUUCACUAUUCCAUGGCUUUUGUCCACCAUGUUUCUACUCAAGCCCUGUAUACCAACCAGGCUUCAUGCCAAAGUUCAUAUGCAAGUUCGUAUCCAAGUUCAUAUCAGUCAGCAUAUUGAGAUGAAGGGGAGAGGUAUUUUUGAUUUACGGUGGGUACCACCUGAAGCGAAUGCUGAUCGGAAAAGUGGCCGAAAAGGGGUGAUAUCGACUACUCCGCUGGUUGAAGGAGGAAAGAACCCGUCCAAGAUGGGUGCAAUGUUGAAGCUCAUCAUCGUCUAUCUGGUUGAGGCUAGAGACUUAGAUGAAAAUAUUGGAUAUGAAGGAAUAUGA
Messenger RNA from Sphenostylis stenocarpa, 360 nucleotides. NCBI's taxonomy places the organism in Eukaryota, Viridiplantae, Streptophyta, Magnoliopsida, Fabales, Fabaceae. The record is from the annotation of a GenBank genome assembly.